Molecule: messenger RNA, 1878 nt
Organism: Lodderomyces margitis
Lineage: Eukaryota; Fungi; Ascomycota; Pichiomycetes; Serinales; Debaryomycetaceae
Gene: RFA1
Product: replication factor A subunit protein
Exons: 1
Coding region: 1-1878 (625 amino acids)
Biological process (GO): DNA repair; DNA replication; DNA recombination
Cellular component (GO): nucleus
Molecular function (GO): DNA binding
Source: RefSeq, a predicted model, not a curated record
AUGACAUCGUUCCCGUUAUCUACUGGUGCUUUGAAACAGGCGUUCUCAAAGGAUGGCCAUGACAAGGUUAAAUGCCCUUUGGUUUUUCAAGUAACCAAUUUAAAAUCAGUUAAUACUAUGAAUAAUCUGAAAAAGUAUCGUAUUUUACUAUCUGAUGGUGUUUAUUCAACUCAGGGAAUCAUUGAAGAGAAAUGUACUCCAUAUUUGGAAAACAAUAACUGGAAUAGAUACUGUACCAUCCAAGUGAAUGCUUUCCGUACGUUGGCCACAGCUAAGCAUUUUUUGAUUAUUGAAGAUGUUGAGAUUUUGACUCCUACUGGAGAAAAACCAACCACGCCAUUGAUUAACGUUGACACGUAUUUUGCCGAACAUCCAGAUGAGGCGGCAUUGAGUGUCACCAAGAAGCAAAAUUCGGUCGACGAUAAGGAACAAACACCAGUUCCAACGCCUCCUGUGGCACAAUCAACUGCAGCAAGUGUUCCAUCAACCGCUAAGCAACAGUACCCGCCACUGAAAGCAGGCCAACCAGCACCAAGAAUCUCUCCUAUUGAGACUAUAUCCCCUUAUCAAAACACCUGGACUAUUAAAGCCAGAGUUUCAUACAAGGGCGAGCUUAGAUCAUGGUCGAAUGCAAAAGGUGAAGGUAAAGUGUUUAGUAUCAACUUUUUGGAUGAAUCGGAUGAAAUAAAGGCGUCCGCGUUCAAUGACUCUGCUGAAAGAGCUUACAGUUUACUUGAAGAAGGUAAAGUUUAUUACAUUUCUAAAGCAAAGGUGGGUGCAGCUAGAAAGAAAUUUAAUAAUUUAACACACCCAUAUGAACUAACCUUGGAGAAGGAUACAGAGAUUACCGAAUGCUUUGAUGAAUCCGAUGUACCUAAAUUGAAUUUCAAUUUUGUCAAGUUGGACAAAGUGCAAAAUUUGGAACCAAAUGCUAUUAUUGACGUUUUGGGAGCAUUGAAAGUGGUUAAUCCACCAUUCCAAAUCACAGCAAAAUCUACUGGUAAAGCUUUCGAUAGAAGAGAUAUCACCAUUGUUGAUGAGACUGGAUUUGCCGUUGAUGUUGGUCUUUGGAACAACACGGCUGUGGAUUUCAGCAUUGAAGAAGGUACCGUCAUUGCUUUCAAAGGAUGCAAAGUAUCUGACUUUAACGGUAGGUCCUUGAGUUUAACCCAAGCAGGUUCAAUAGUUCCCAACCCGGGAACACCAGAAAGUUACCAAUUAAAGGGCUGGUUCGACAAUAUUGGAGUCAAGGAGAAUUUCAAAUCAAUGAAGACAGAAACCAAUACGUCUUCGUCGAUUGAUAGAUUGGCCAAUCGUAAAACCAUUGCUCAAGCUGAAGAGGAAAACAACCACUUGGAUGGUGAACAACUGGGUUAUUUCACCAUCAAGGCGUGUUUCUCAUUCACCAAACCAGAAAAUUUUGCCUACCCAGCAUGCACCAAUGUUGUCGCCAACACUACUGACAGCACCAAACCAGGAUUAACCUGUAAUAAGAAAUUAGUUCAAGUGAAUGAUAAAUGGAAGUGUGAACGAUGCGAUAUGUCAUACGAUGAACCAACAUAUCGUUACAUUCUCUACAUAUCAAUUACUGAUGCUACCGGACAAUUGUGGACAACUUUAUUUGACGAACAAGCCAAGAAAUUGUUGGGAAUAGAUGCUAAUGAGUUGAUGAAGAUGUCUAAUGAGAAUGAUAAAAUGGUUGUUGCUGAGUAUGUGUCAAGAGCGUACUUUAAAGAGUACAAUUUCAGACUAAGAGUUAAACAAGAUACGUUUAAUGAUCAGUUGAAACUCAGGUACCAAUGCGUUGGAUUGAGUGAUAUUGAUUAUAAUGCUGAAUGUGAGUUUUUGUGUUCCGAGUUGGAUUCAAUGUUGGGAUAA